GCUCAGAGCUGGGAAGAAAGCUCUAGAUGGCGGCUGUGCCUUGGAGAGCGCGCUGAGCCUCCUGCCUUUCCCCCCCUCUCCUCCGCCACUUUUGCGCAACUUUGUGUAACUUUUGGGCGUCCUCAAGGGGCUCCUGCGGCCCCUGGUCUCUUGUGGAGGCCGGUGCAAGGGGGACCGUGCGUUUUUCGGGCAGAAAAGGAGCUUUUGGGGGGACUCUUUUUCCCUCUCCCUUCGCCUGGUUAGAAAGAAACAGCCCAGGUCGUUGUUUUUCCCAGCUUGGAAGCCAUGGCGUACCUCCAUUUUUGUGCGCUCUCCUAAUGAGCUUUUUCCUCCGGAUCUUUUUUCCCCUCUUUUUUUAAAAUAUUCCUUUACGGCUUUCAAUGAUCGCCGAUGGCGAUUAAACAAUUGCGGGAUCGUGUGGAUUAAUUUCGGAUGUGUUAUUUUGUAAAAGAAAGCGGAUUUUUUUUCCUCCUGCGUUGCGUUUGGAACGUUCGGAAGCGAAUGUUUUCCCACGACUAGAAACCGGGUCCGGGCUGGCGUUGGAGCCUGGCUCAGUAAAUACCUGGGCACAGGACUUCAGCCCAAAUCCAGCCAUCCUUCUACCUUUCCCUUAAUAUUUUAAGAAUUGAAAGAUGUUGAGGAAUACGGACAAAAGCCAAGGAGAGGAGGGUUCAGUCCACAGCCAUGCAUCGAGUCACUCGGCGUCUGAAGAGGGCUCGGGUUCCGACUCGGGGAGCCAGUCAGACAGCGAGCAAGGCAGUGAACAUGGAAGUGAAUCCAACAGCAGUUCUGAGUCUUCGGGAAGUCAAUCCGAAUCAGAGAGUGGAUCCACAGCAUCCAAAUCUCGGCAGACCCCUCUGGAAGCUAAGGAGAAACCAGCAUCCAAGAAAGAAAGGCUAGCUGAUGUCAAAAAAAUGUGGGAAGAGUAUCCCGAUGUUUACGGGGUGAGACGAUCCAACCGUAGCAGACAGGAGCCUUCGCGUUUCACUAUAAAUGAUGAGGGGCAUAGCGAGUCUGAAAGUGAGAGUCCCAAAAGAAGAAGUUCAAGGCAAGUGAGAAAAAUACACAGAGGUAAAUGGAAAAGGGAGGGAUCUGGGGAUGAAGAAGAAGAUGAUAUUGAAGAUCAAGGCUCCAGUGGUGAAAGUGAACAAGAAGUGAAGAAAGUGAGGUCCAGAAGACUUAGUUCAAGAAGAGCAGCGAGCAAAUCCCUCCCAAAAAGGAGCAGCAAACCCCAGCGGUCGAAGAGGCGGCGGAAAACCGAAUCAUCAGAGGAAGAUGAGGAGGAGGAGGAUGAGACCCCCAAAAGGCAAACUAAGCGCCGAGCAGCCAAAAAUGUCAGUUACAAGGAAGACGAUGACUUUGAGACCGAUUCAGACGACUUGAUUGAGAUGACAGGCGAAGGGGCAGAGGAGCAGCAGAGUAACAGUGAAACCAUUGAGAAAGUACUGGAGAAGAGAAUAGGCAAGAAAGGAGCCAUUGGGGCCUCCACCACUGUCUACGCAACAGAAGCCAACGGUGAUCCCUGUGCCGAUUUUGACCCAGAAAAGGAGGAAGGGGAAGUGCAGUACUUAGUUAAAUGGAAAGGUUGGUCGUACAUCCAUAGCACGUGGGAAAGUGAGGACUCCUUGCAGCAGCAGAAAGUGAAAGGCAUCAAGAAGCUGGAGAACUUCAAGAAGAAAGAAGAAGACAUCAACAGUUGGUUGGAAAAGGUCACCCCAGAAGACGUAGAGUAUUUCAACUGCCAACAGGAACUGGCGGCUGAGUUGAACAAACAGUACCAGAUUGUGGAAAGAGUGAUUGCGGUGAAAACAAACAAAUCGCCAAAUCCUGGAACUGAAUUUCUAGUUCACAAUCGCAAGUCCUCCUCUAAUGAGCCAGAGUACCUUUGCAAGUGGAUGGGACUUCCCUACGCAGAAUGUAGCUGGGAAGACGAAGCUCUGAUCAGCAAAAAAUUCCAGCACUGUAUCGAUAGCUUCAACUGUAGGAACAACUCCAAAGCCAUGCCUACUCGAGACUGCAAGGUGCUGAAGCAAAGACCCCGUUUUGUGGCCUUGAAGAACCAACCUUCCUACAUUGGUGGGGAGAAUCUGGAACUCCGUGACUAUCAGCUGGAGGGCCUGAAUUGGUUGGCUCAUUCUUGGUGCAAGAACAACAGUGUCAUCCUGGCAGAUGAGAUGGGCUUGGGGAAGACUAUCCAGACCAUUUCUUUCCUCUGCUACCUCUUCUAUCAGCACCAGCUCUAUGGCCCCUUUCUGAUCGUGGUGCCCUUAUCAACCCUAACCUCAUGGCAGAGGGAGUUUGAGAUCUGGGCCCCAGAGGUCAACGUGGUUGUGUACAUCGGAGAUCAGAUGAGCAGGAAUGCUAUCCGUGAGUAUGAGUGGGUCCACUCUCAAACCAAACGGCUGAAGUUCAAUGUGCUGAUUACAACCUACGAGAUCCUCCUGAAAGACAAGACCGUCCUGGGAAGCAUCAACUGGGCCUUCCUAGGUGUUGAUGAAGCCCAUCGCUUGAAGAAUGACGAUUCUUUGCUCUACAAGACACUGAUUGACUUCAAGUCCAACCACCGCCUGCUCAUCACUGGGACACCCCUUCAGAAUUCCCUGAAGGAGCUGUGGUCCCUGCUGCAAUUCAUCAUGCCAGAGAAGUUUGAAUCCUGGGAAGACUUUGAAAACGACCAUGGCAGAGGACGAGAGAACGGGUACCAGAACCUGCAUAAGGUGCUGGAGCCCUUUCUCCUGCGCAGGGUGAAGAAGGACGUGGAGAAAUCCCUCCCAGCCAAAGUGGAGCAGAUCCUGCGGGUGGAGAUGUCUGCCCUCCAGAAGCAGUAUUACAAAUGGAUUUUAACAAGGAAUUACAAAGCCUUGUCCAAGGGGACACGUGGCAGCACCUCCGGCUUCCUGAACAUCGUGAUGGAGCUGAAGAAAUGUUGCAAUCACUGUUACCUGAUCAAACCUCCAGAAGAGAAUGAGAAGGAAAACAACCAAGAAAGGCUUCUGCGCCUGGACGGUUCCAUCAAAGGAGAAAUCCGGAAGCAGGCUCUGGAUCAUUUCAACGCUGAAGGCUCAGAGGACUUCUGCUUUCUACUCUCCACGCGUGCUGGCGGCCUAGGGAUCAACUUGGCAUCGGCUGACACGGUGGUGAUCUUCGAUUCAGACUGGAACCCUCAGAAUGACCUCCAGGCCCAGGCUCGGGCUCACCGGAUUGGGCAAAAGAAACAAGUAAAUAUCUAUCGCUUGGUUACAAAGGGAACAGUGGAAGAGGAGAUUAUAGAAAGAGCGAAGAAGAAGAUGGUGCUGGACCAUCUUGUGAUACAACGGAUGGACACCACAGGCCGGACAGUUUUGGACAACAGCUCUGAUAGAUCCAAUUCAAUCCCAUUCAACAAGGAGGAACUGACUGCCAUCUUGAAGUUUGGAGCUGAAGACCUUUUUAAAGAAGCGGAAGGGGAAGAAUCUGAACCACAGGAAAUGGACAUUGAGGAAAUCUUACGCCUGGCUGAGACACGAGAGAAUGAACCAUCCACAAGUGCAACUGAUGAACUGCUUUCACAGUUUAAGGUAGCCAACUUUGCUACAACGGAAGACGAAGAAGCCGAGGCGGAAGAGAAAUCUCAGAAGGAGUGGGAAAACAUCAUUCCUGAGGAACAGAGGAAGAAAGUGGAAGAAGAGGAGCGGCAGAAGGAACUCGAGGAGAUAUAUAUGCUGCCAAGGAUUCGCAGCUCAGCCAAAAAGGCUCAGCCCAAUGAAAGUGAUUCGGAUGUUGAAAUAAAGAGAAAGCUCCAGAGGUCUUCUGGCUCAGAUACCGAGACAGAGGACUCUGAUGAUGACAAGAGGCCCAAACGCAGAGGACGGCCUCGCAGUGUGCGGAAGGACACAGUGGAAGGAUUUACAGACACUGAAAUCAGAAGAUUUAUCAAGGCGUACAAGAAGUUUGGCGUUCCUUUGGAGCGACUGGAAUGCCUCGCUCGGGAUGCCGAACUGGUAGAGAAAUCGGUAGCUGAUCUGAAACGUCUGGGAGAACUUCUCCACAACAGUUGUGCGUCCGCCAUGCAGGAGUAUGAAGAGCAUCUGAAGGAGAACCCAACUGAAAGCAAAGGACCGGGAAAGAGAAAGGGGCCCACAAUUAAGAUCUCUGGAGUCCAGGUGAACGUGAAAGCGAUUAUUCAGCACGAGGAGGAAUUUGCAAUGCUCCAUCAGACCAUUCCCAGUGACCCAGUGGAGAGGACAAGGUUCCGUCUGAACUGCCGUGUCAAAUCUGCCCAUUUCGACGUAGAUUGGGGAGUGGAAGAGGACUCUUGCUUGCUGCGGGGGAUUUAUGAGCACGGAUGUGGGAACUGGGAGCUCAUCAAGUCAGACCCAGAACUGAACCUCACCGACAAGAUUUUACCAGUGGAGACAGAUAAAAAGCCACAGGGGAAGCAGCUCCAGGCGCGAGUAGAUUAUCUGAUGAAACUUAUCCAAAGAGAUAUGAAAAGGAAGGACAACAAGACAGAGGAGGACAAGGCCAAAAAUGUGAAACCCCGGAUCCGGAAAGAAAACAAACCCCCCAAAAUCAAGGAGGAGCCUGGAAAUGAAGCCUCUUCUCCACAGCCUCCAGAUAACCAGUCAGUAGAAGGACAGAAGAAGCCCAAAGGCGCCGAAGCCAAACCUGGAAACAAAGGGAAGAAACCGUUGGGUCAGGGUCCUGUCCACAUUACGGCAGGAAGUGAACCUGUCCCCAUCGAAGAAGAGGAAGAGGAUGAUUUAGACCAUGCAACCUUCACCAUUUGCAAAGAGCUGAUGAGGCCAGUUAAGAAGUCCCUGAAGCAGCUGGAUAAGCCAGAAAGAGGACUUAAUGACCAAGACCAGCUGGAGCAAACUCGGAGUUGCCUGCUCAAGAUAGGAGACCACAUUGCUGAAUGUUUGAAAAGCCACACUGAACAGGAAGUUCUUAACGUAUGGAGAAGGAAUCUAUGGGUAUUUGUCUCCAAGUUUACCGAAUUUAACGCCAAGAAAUUACAUAAGAUAUACAAGAUGGCUAAUAAAAAGCGAUCCCGGGAACAGGAGGAUCAUAAGAAGAAGGAAGAGACAACGAGUGGCAAGCGGCUUCGUCCAGAAACUCCAGGGCCCAGUCGAGAUAUUCCGGUAUCUCCUGUCCCCCAUAGCCCUCAUGGUCAAAAGCUGCAGCAAACAUCUCCCCACCCUUCACAGAUGCAUGGACAUCCACGAGAGAACUACAACCAGCCAAAUAGAAGGCAUUUCAGCCAUACAGAACGAAGCGAAUGGCAGAGGGAUCGCAAAUUUAAUUACAGUGGCAAUGCCAAUACAAAUUGGGGCAGAAACCGAUACCAUCCAUACGAGCAGCGCUGGCACAAGGAUCACCACUAUACAGAUCGCCAGGCACGCAGAGAACAGUAUCGGAGCUCAGGAAACUACCAGCCCAGCAACGUCUCUCGUAAACGCCCCUAUGAUCAGUACAACAGUGAACGCAAUUACCGCGGACAACCAGACUACAGGUACUGCCAUGAAGGCAAAAGACGACGGUUAGAUGAAUUCCGGCCCCAGAAUUACCAACAAGAUUAUCGGAGGAUGUCUGACUAUAGACCUCCCUUGAAUUAUCAUGGGCAAGGGCCAUCUGACCAUUACAGGCCUUUCCACCCAGACAAAUCGGCUGAUUACAAGCAACUUAUUCCUCCUCCUCACUCCCAGCUUCCUGAUCCUCGCUCUCCACCUUCUCAAAAAUCUCCGCUUGGUGUCAAGUCUCCCAUCCAGCAUCGCUCACCUCUGGAUAGGCCCUUAGAGCAGAAGAACAAUCCAGAUUAUAACUGGAGUGGCCGGAAAACCUAGAGACCCAGAAGCAGAUGCAAAUGGAAAGAGCUAGUCCGGCCCGAGGAAACACCAGUUACAGGGCCAUCAAUGCCGGAACCAGAAAGCCUGAAUACAGUGCUGUAGAGCUUUGGGCUGUAAGAAUUGGAAGUGGGUCAGAUAGAUCCACCAAGGGGUCUGAAUUUUAGCCCCAAAUUUGC
This is a messenger RNA of Thamnophis sirtalis, 6004 nucleotides long. Lineage: Eukaryota; Metazoa; Chordata; Lepidosauria; Squamata; Natricidae. The record is from RefSeq and is a predicted model, not a curated record.